GGCGGGGCUCCUGUCACCGUGCUUACCACUGCUGUGUCCUGUGAUUGGCUAAUUCUGCCAUCUGUCAGGGGGGUUUAAAGGCAUGGGGCAGAUUAAAGUAGAUUAGGAUGGGCAGGGAGGGAGAGAGAGCGCAUGCUGGCAUCAGACUCUGGUCACCACAGCGAUGGCUUCACCAGGGAAACAUUGCUGCAUCCUCCUCCUCUUCCUCCAUCUGCAGGCGUCUGCCUGCCUCCACCGACAACCUGCAGACAGUGCUGCUGUUUCUCUGGAAUACGACAUCGGGAGCAAUAAAAGGGUGAAGGCAGAGCAAUAUUUGAUACCUGCAGAGAGAGGAUUUGGACAACUGCAGUCUUCAGAUGCAUCACGCAGGAAAUUACUUCAGACACCAGGAGCUGCAGUUCCCCUCCCUCCUCUAAAGGUGUUGUCCGAUGGGCAGCCCUGCCUCUUGUUCCAGGCCAGGAAACUGUCUCUCCGCUAUGACAAGCAGAAACACCUGGACCUCACAGAGCGAGCCUUUUCUCCUCAGAAACCUGUCGACACCAGUCAGUCUGUCUGUCGCAAGGACAAAGCCACGCUGGUCAUGAGGUUUGGAGAUGUGGAGGAUUUGAAAGGCCUUUCCAUCAGACUGCAGCUGUCCAACAGCUUUUAUGAGUCUUCGGGGCAGUGGUGGUUCUCGGUGGACAGCGUCUCGCUGCUCUACAACAUUUCUGAAGAGGCUGUGUUCAAUGCCAGCGAGGUGUACGCUCCAGCUUCCUCCUCCUACCGCUGCAUCCACGUCAGCAGCCUGGAGCGAUACAGUGCCCUGCUGCUACCUGGCACUGACCAAGCCCGCCGCUGGUCCAUCACCUUUACAGACUUCCAGAUUCAGGCCUUCAGCGUCACCUCGGGAAAGUUUUCUCCUGCAAGCGACUGUACCACCUUCUUGACGCCAGCCAUCCUGAUGGGCCUCGUCACCUCCCUCAUCCUGCUGCUGGUGCUGGCCUAUGCCCUGCACAUGCUCAUCCACUUGAAACACAUUGAGCAUGACGAGGAGCACAAAGCCGACGUCUACUUCCCAAAAAGCCCUGAACACUUGGAACAGUACUGCGUGGAAAACCUCACUGAGAAAAAUGUUAUGUAGGUUAGGCAGUGAGGUGAUGGACAGACUUUUAACAGUUACAGUUUUGAAAAAGUGAAAUGCAGCUGAUCUGAUAGCUGGCACCAAACCGGGUGUGACAUACUCUCAGCCCAGGAUCAAUUUUUUUUUUUUUAAACGGACAUUUCUAAACUUUUGUAAUUUACCCAUGAGAGGAUUUCUGUUUUUGUCUUAAUAAAAAUAUGAAAUGAAAAUUCUGGUUUCUUUUAUAUUUGUAGUGUUUGAUUGAAUUUCUUGCUUUUCAGUUUGAAGACAUAGCAGAAUAAUUGUUUAUAGAGCUAGCUGUAUGUCAGCUAUAAGUACUAGUCUCUUCAGGGAAAUACAAAAAGAAAAUUAAAAUUUGGUUAGAGGAUUUAAAUCCUGACGGAGCAGACCGAGACUUAAAAGAACCAUGAAGACAGCUAAAAACAACUGAAAUUAUUUAAUAAGCUAGCAACCUCCCUUGCCACGUGUAGGGAAAAUACAAAUAUACAUAUGCAAAAUCA
Oreochromis niloticus (Nile tilapia) is the source of this 1620-nucleotide messenger RNA. It is a transcript of the gene atp6ap1la, whose product is annotated as ATPase H+ transporting accessory protein 1 like a. NCBI's taxonomy places the organism in Eukaryota, Metazoa, Chordata, Actinopteri, Cichliformes, Cichlidae. Gene Ontology annotation, cellular component: proton-transporting V-type ATPase complex. The transcript has 8 exons. Bases 164 to 1120 code for a protein of 318 amino acids. The record is from RefSeq and is a predicted model, not a curated record. Gene Ontology annotation, molecular function: ATPase activator activity.